AUGAUGGACGAGCAGCAAAAGCCCGUGACGACUUUAGUAGUGGAUACAGCGACAGCGACUAUAGAUAAACCAACUGAUAAUAUGCAGGCACUUGCUGUAGUGUCCGAUACGAUGUGUACGACGAGUUUGAGUGGUCGAGUGCGUAAGACGACGCAAAUGUUUACGUUUACACAAGCCAAGAAUGACGAGGCGGAUGAGUUUUUGCCCCCAGUGGGUAAAGGCAUCAAAGUGCGUGAGAUGGAGUUUGUCCGGAACAAUGUCGAGGCCCUUGGAAAAAAGCAGCAAGACAUGAUCAAACAGCUCUAUAGUAUCAUGUUUGGACGUCGUUUUCAGCAGAAAAAUGUGAAAGUGAUUAAGGAGCAUAUUCUGGACUUUUCGGGUGUUAUUGAGCAGGACGAAAAGUCUCGUGAGCAUUUGAUUGCUAAAAUGGGCAAGUGGAAGCUGAUCUUCGUUCACGACGUGAUGGAUUUCUUGGCGAUAGAUCGUUCCAAGAAGUCUUUUGAUGAGGAAGGAAAAUUGUUCAACAAAGAAGGCCUCCUGAAUCGUUUGGUUGAUUGGCUUUACAACCCUCAGAAGACGAAGCUCGGCGAAAAGAAAGCCGUAAUUGCAGCGAAAAAAGUGAAGCAGAAAGCGAACAAGCGAGUGAAAGCCGCAAAAAAGAGCGAAAAUGAACCUGCAAAGAAGAAGCGGAGGACUACAAAGAAGAAGGAUGUUGCUGUAGAGGAAGACGAAGGUGAAAAUGACCAUGAGGCGACGGAGUCUGAGUCGUCUAGCGACUUUGAAGAAUCGAAGAAGCCGAUUGUGAAAAAGAAGAAAGUUACUCGUCGACUAAAAAAGUCGCGCAUCGUAGAAAGCGACAACGACAACGAUGAAAGUGAGAAUGAAAAGAACAGUUCUGCUGAGAAGGACGAGUUGCAGCUUGCUACCGAUCUUCAGGAUGAGGUGGACCUUGUUGAUAAAGAAGAACCCAAGUCCAAGACGGAGGUGUUGGAUGCCGACGUCCGUAGUAAGAUCAGGGAUAUCAUUACUCACGGCAACGCCGAGGAGCUGACGGUGAAGAAGAUUGUUCAGCAGCUAAGCGCUGAUCUGGGUCGCGACAUGACCGCACAGAAGAAGGCGAUCAAGGAGUUCAUUACAAAUGACCAGAUGAAGAUGUAA
Molecule: messenger RNA, 1158 nt
Organism: Peronospora farinosa
Lineage: Eukaryota; Oomycota; Peronosporomycetes; Peronosporales; Peronosporaceae
Source: the annotation of a GenBank genome assembly